AUGACAUUGUCUGAAACCGCGCCUGUUAUCUCCCGAAAACUAGGCAUCAGCGAAAACUUUUUCCGUUCUCGUACUUCCGUGGACUUUUACCGCAAUUUCUUUACUGUCGCGACCUACACCAGACCUUUAAUUGAUGAUAAGCCUUUGUUGUUUCGGGCUUUGCGCAAAUGUGUGCUUGAUUACCACAUACUAGUGUGCAAUGUCUUCAAAAACAGUACUGCUGGCUACUGUGAGGUUUUGCCAUUGCACAAUGUGACAUUCGGCGACUUGGUCGACUUUCAUGUUCAUCUGUCGCAGCCGUCCGGUGUGUCAGAGAAGUUGAUGGCAGAAUUGGGCGAAACAAAAUAUUUUGAGUUGUAUGUGCAGAAACCGCUUAUCAAACUCAUCGUUACUGGAAACUAUGACUUGGCUGCCGUUUUUGAGCAUACGCUUGCCGAUGGUGUGGUUGCUCGUCUAUUCCAUGAGAUAUUGUUGGACGCUUUAGCUUAUUGCGACUCGCCUUCGAACGAUCUGGAGUACUCUCGUUUGUACGGCACAGCUCCUUCUGCCGUGGACGCUGAUACAGUUGUUUUCAACUUAGAAGCCGACUCGGGCCGUUUGCGCAACUCGCUUCCGCCGCCAGCUGAAAUGAUAAUGCAAGAUCCUGUUUUCCCUUAUUGUGACAACGACCCAGAACACUAUUCCAAGAAAAUCCCACCAGGUUUCUCGAAAUGGCCUGGCUUUGCUCCUUCGACUCGCGAGUACAAAGUGGCCUACAAGCUUGUAAACAUACCAUCUCUGGAGUUGAGUAGGAUCCUUGCUAGAUGCAGAGAAGAAAAGGUAAGUCUCACAAGCUACGUUUCCCAUGUUCAAGCUUUGGCUCUUCAGCCUGUGUUUGGCGACUAUUAUACGCUGAUGUCCAUUUCGUUGACGCUACGGUGGUUUUUGACUGAGCAGAAGGUGGAAAAGCCGUAUCGGCCUAUUAUAGGCAAGAAGCUGUACAGAAUGUUGGGAAACUUCGCUCACAUGGGCGUUCCGGAACUUAUGGAGCCUGUGUACGCUUUUUCUUGGGAUAAGACGAGAUCCAUCCACGCCAACUUGCAACAAUCAAUAAAGAACGAUAAGGUGCUCAGCCUUCAGAAGAAUUUCUUUGAUAAUGCCCACGCGUUGGAAGAUAACGAAUCUUUCUUUACUCUGCAAUUGAACAAACGCAAAGGAGAUUCAGUUAAGCUCUCCAACUUGGGCUAUGCUGAUUUCCCUAUCCACAAGAUAGAGGGGAAGGAAGCGUGGUCCAUCAAAGAUGUUGUUUUCGCCCAACAUUUGGCACCAGCAGCGUCUGAAUUUGUGAUCAAUAUGAUCUCUAGUCCUGUCGGAGGACUCAACAUCGUUCUUUCGUUCUAUGAGCUUGGCCACGAUUUGAGCAAGUACGUCGAGGAUUUCCGGCAGCAGUUGAUGGUGAACUGUGCUUGA
Messenger RNA from Clavispora lusitaniae ATCC 42720, 1449 nucleotides. RefSeq names its product Atf1p (gene ATF1). Lineage: Eukaryota; Fungi; Ascomycota; Pichiomycetes; Serinales; Metschnikowiaceae. Gene Ontology annotation, molecular function: N-acetyltransferase activity. The record is from RefSeq and is a predicted model, not a curated record.